Messenger RNA from Chrysoperla carnea, 1335 nucleotides. RefSeq names its product cGMP-dependent protein kinase, isozyme 1-like. Gene Ontology annotation, molecular function: protein kinase activity; ATP binding. Lineage: Eukaryota; Metazoa; Arthropoda; Insecta; Neuroptera; Chrysopidae. The record is from RefSeq and is a predicted model, not a curated record. The coding region runs from base 1 to 1335 and encodes 444 amino acids. The transcript has 10 exons. Gene Ontology annotation, biological process: protein phosphorylation.
AUGACUUCAUACAAUCCAUUAAAAAAUUUAUUAAAAUUAUGCCAGCCCGUUAAAAAAACUCGUCCAAUGUCAGAAAGGCAUGUAGGCACGGCACCUGAAAAUGUUAUAAAUGAUGAAAAUUUAUCGAGUUUACAUAUUGAGAAAAUUGAUAAAGACGAUAGUUCUAUAACUUUAAUAAAAGAAUCAAUAUAUGGGAAUGAAUUUUUACGUGUAUUAUUGGACGAAAAGAGAUUGAAGUUGGUAACUGAUGCUAUGUAUCUUCAAUCAUAUGCUGCAAACGCAAACAUUUUAACUGAAAAUGAACCAGGCCAUCAAUUAUUUGUUUCUGAGAGUGGGUAUUUUGAAGUACUAAAAGGCGGUUUAACUGUUAAACGAUUUAGUAGUAAAGAAGUAUUUGGUGAAUUGGGAGUCUUGUACAAUUGUAAAAGACAGGCAACAGUUCGAGCUACUACACCUGCAGAAGUGUGGGUUUUAGACCGUCAAACAUUUCAAAAGAUUAUGAUAUACUCUGACUACCAAGAACAUGAAGAAUAUGUUAAGUUUUUAUCUACAGUACCUGGAUUACAACAACUCAGUUCUGGUGUUUUGUUUAAACUGAGCGAACUUCUUGAAAAAGAAUUUUUCCCCUCCGGCAACGUGAUAAUUCGUCAAGGUGACUAUGGAGAUAAAUUUUAUAUAAUUCGAGCUGGUCAUGUAACGGUCACAAAACGUUUUCAAAAUGAAAAUGGUACCAGUGAUUUAUUUGAUGUAUCAAUGGGUAUUUUGAGCGCAGGUUGUUUUUUUGGAGAACUAGCAUUAACCAAAGCAGAUUGUAGACAAGCAACAGUAAUAGCACAAGCUCCAGGAGUUGAAUGCCUUACGCUAGAGCGACAAGCAUUUGAAAAGUAUGUUGGCAGUUUAAGUAAACUGGUAAACAAAAUGUAUGAUGUAAAAUUAAAUGAUUUUUCAAAAAUUUUGCCCACUAUUAAAAAAGAUUAUACAAAACAUAGUUUAAAAGAUUUGACACCAAUAGGAAUUUUAGGCGUUGGUGGAAUGGCAUCCAUCCACUUAGUGCAAUCAAAAAAAGAUCGUACAAAAACGUAUGCACUGAAACGUAUUAAAAAAAGAAGUGUGGAAUUAUCCAAAGAAAGAGAGCAUAUUUUUAAUGAGAAGAAUGUUUUAUUCAGUUGUGAUACGAAAUUUAUUUGCCAAUUAUAUGAAACAUACAAAGAUUCAAAAUACCUUUACUUCAUACUUGAACCAUGUUUGGGUGGUGAUAUUUGGACAUUAUUAAACGAAGAAGAAUAUUUGGAUGAAAAAUCAUCAAAAUUUGUUGUUGCAUGUGUGAGAUCUUAA